GACCUCGAUCAGUUCGUUUCGAAACACCCGCGACUCACGACGCGCCGCUUGCCGACGACCGGUCAGUUAUCACGUGCUUUUCUCGUCACGAAGUGUGGCGCCGAACAUAUUCACGGUCGAAAAAAAUACAAAAACCAAACAAAAAAUAACAGUUUAUCGCGUGUUCGGGGACGGAAACACACAAACGCGUCGUGGCUAACCGUCUCACGCCGGACACGAAAACCACGACCAAACAAACGUAUGGACGAAUAAAACUUUUCUAAUAAACUUCUAGACCGACUGGAAUACGAGCGAAGAUCCGUCUACGAGUUCAUAAUACAGUGAUAAGGUGAACGGUAGUAAGACGAUUAAACAUAUUUAUCACCAAUGAUGAAAUCGACAACUGUACUAUACAGAUACAACGAUAUCAGUCGUAAAAAUGGAUUUUACAGUCUCAACAUAAGACAUGCGGCAAUUACCGGAGCGAUUUACACACUGAAUAUAUCUGUAUUAGUUGUAUUAAUAUACAGCUGGAUGAUCAGUUCAAAUAUGAAAAAUGCUGUUCUUCUUCAAGAUGUAUUUUAUGGUGUUCAAAUAGCAUACACAGCCGUCAUUGGAACCAAUUUGUUCAUCUUCGCUGCCAGUGUCAUAUUACUCCUAGGAAUUGUCAAAGAACGGGUAUCUUUAAUCGUGCCUUGGAUCGUCGGACUCAUAACUUUCAUGGCACUUGAAGCGGUUGCCAUUGUUUACUCAAACGUUCUCAGAGACCAUGUAAACAAGAAAUUCGACUCGUUCUGCAAAAUCGAAGUGACCUUUUACUUGAUACGGGCAGUACUGAACGUGCUGAGUCUAUUAAGUGUGAUAAAAUUCUACAACAUGGUGCGAUUGGGAGUAACAUGGAAAGGUCCAGAAACCAUUGAACUGUGAUGUAAAAUAUCGGGACCAGGACGUUUUCCUGGUUCCAUAUCUUCUUCUGAAGACACUGAUACGACUGUAUCCUCAAAUAUGGAUGAUUUCUUAUAAUGAACACUAACAAUAUGUAAAUGUUGUUGUAUAUUUUGUUUUGGUUGAAAAUUAUUAAAAAAUGUGUAAUAAUAAACACAGAUAUUUUAUUUUUA
Molecule: messenger RNA, 1097 nt
Organism: Sipha flava (yellow sugarcane aphid)
Lineage: Eukaryota; Metazoa; Arthropoda; Insecta; Hemiptera; Aphididae
Exons: 8
Coding region: 367-906 (179 amino acids)
Source: RefSeq, a predicted model, not a curated record